GGAGUGUUCACUGAAGUCAACAGUGGUUAGACCAGGACCAUGGAAUUCGGUGUCUUGCUCCUCCUCACUCUCACUGUGGGCUUCUUGCUAUUCUUAGUCAGCCAAAGUCAGCCAAAGACCCAUGGGCACUUGCCACCAGGACCUCGUCCCCUGCCCUUCUUGGGGAACCUCUUACAGAUGAACAGAAGAGGCUUUCUGAAUUCUUUCAUGCAGCUUCAAGAAAAAUAUGGAGAUGUGUUCACAGUACACCUGGGACCAAGGCCCGUGGUCAUAUUGUGUGGGACAGACACCAUAAGAGAGGCUCUGGUGGACCAAGCUGAAGCUUUCUCUGGUCGGGGAACAGUUGCUGUGCUCCAUCCAGUUGUACAGGGAUAUGGUGUGAUCUUUGCCACUGGGGAACGUUGGAAGACCCUUCGGCGAUUCUCUCUGGUCACCAUGAAAGAAUUCGGAAUGGGAAAGCGGAGUGUAGAUGAGAGGAUAAAGGAGGAGGCCCAGUGUUUGGUGGAGGAGCUGAAGAAAUACAAGGGAGCCCCCCUGAACCCCACCUUCCUCUUCCAAUCCAUCGCAGCAAACACCAUCUGCUCCAUUGUCUUUGGAGAGCGCUUUGACUACAAAGACCACCAGUUCCUGCAUCUGCUGGAUCUAGUCUAUAAGACAUCUGUCCUUAUGGGCUCCUUGUCCAGCCAGGUGUUUGAGCUUUACUCUGGCUUCCUGAAAUACUUUCCUGGUGCCCACAAACAAAUCUUCAAAAACCUACAGGAAAUGCUCAACUACAUUGGCCAUAUUGUGGAGAAGCACAGGGCAACCUUGGACCCCAGUGCUCCACGAGAUUUCAUCGAUACUUACCUUCUGCGCAUGGAGAAGGAGAAGUCCAACCAUCACACAGAGUUCAAUCACCAGAACCUUGUGAUCUCUGUGCUCUCUCUCUUCUUUGCUGGCACCGAGACCACCAGCACCACGCUCCGUUGCACCUUCCUGAUCAUGCUCAAGUACCCCCACGUUGCAGAGAAAGUCCAAAAGGAGAUUGAUCAGGUGAUUGGCUCACACCGGCUACCAACCCCUGAUGAUCGUACCAAAAUGCCAUAUACUGAUGCAGUCAUCCAUGAGAUUCAGAGAUUUGCAGAUCUGACCCCGAUUGGUCUACCACACAGAGUCACCAAAGACACCGUGUUCCGAGGGUACCUGCUUCCCAAGAACACUGAGGUGUACCCCAUCCUGAGUUCAGCUCUCCAUGACCCACGGUACUUUGAACAACCAGACACUUUCAAUCCUGAGCACUUCCUGGAUGCCAAUGGGGCACUGAAGAAGAGUGAAGCUUUUCUGCCCUUCUCUACAGGAAAGCGCAUUUGUCUUGGAGAAGGCAUUGCCCGAAAUGAAUUGUUCAUUUUCUUCACCGCCAUCCUGCAGAACUUCACUUUGGCAAGCCCUGUGGCUCCUGAGGACAUUGACCUCACUCCCAUUAACAGUGGUGUAGGCAAAAUACCCUCACCAUACCAGAUAAACUUCCUGUCCCGUUGAAUAGGUUGAGAGAGAAGAGUCAAUGGAAUGACGUGUCCCCAGUGCCGUACCCUAUGAAUGGAAUAGUAAAACCUAAUGAAGUGGCUUUCUUGUUACAUAGACAGAGAGACUUCUGGAGGCCACAGCUUGUUGUGAGACACCUCUCUCAUGCUUGUUCACAGCCAUAGUCCCUACUUGUUAGGAAUCUAGACUCCAGGAUCUGUGGGAACAGACCAGAGAUGGUUUCUCUUGAGUUGGCUCCAUUCUAAUCCCAUGUGGUGUGUUGGGGGGUCAUGUUUGAGGACCCCCUUCGUAGAUGAGUAACAGACCCUAUGAUGGCAUCACAGUGCUAGUGAGUAGUGGGGAACAAAAUUAUGCUGUGAGUCUAGAAGAGCAACCCCUCUCCUGCUUCUGUUUCAAUUCAGAUGAAAUUCAUAUAACGAAGCUGACAAAAUCUUUUAAUUUUGUAUUCUGGCCAGAGGCUCAUGUAGUUCACACUGACCUCAAAAUCCUAUAUACAUCCAAAGAUGUCUUGAAAUCUCGAUCUCCUGACCAGUGCUGGCAUCACAGCCACAUGGACGUAUACCCAGAUUUUAAAGUGACUAUAUCAUAAUGUUUAUAUUUUAAUCUCCUUUAAUUUAUUUGCAAUAUUACAACUUCACUAUCUAAUUCCAGGUAUUUUGUCACACUUAACCAACACCACCAAAAGCCCCAACCUAUUCAAAGAUCAAUCCCUCAUCCCCUCUCUCCAUAACCUCCCCUGCACUCAACACCCACCGUGCCACUUUUGUCUGACUUUUGUGUCAUUGGACUGUCCUGAAUUGUGUGUCUCAUAGAAAAACAACGACAUGAUCUUUAAUGCUGGCUGACUUUUAUGCCACACCCAACUUCUCAGGCCCCUGUACUGUG
This is a messenger RNA of Rattus norvegicus (Norway rat), 2406 nucleotides long. RefSeq names its product cytochrome P450, family 2, subfamily b, polypeptide 12 (gene Cyp2b12). Bases 40 to 1518 code for a protein of 492 amino acids. Lineage: Eukaryota; Metazoa; Chordata; Mammalia; Rodentia; Muridae. Gene Ontology annotation, cellular component: endoplasmic reticulum membrane. Gene Ontology annotation, molecular function: oxidoreductase activity, acting on paired donors, with incorporation or reduction of molecular oxygen, reduced flavin or flavoprotein as one donor, and incorporation of one atom of oxygen; iron ion binding; monooxygenase activity. The record is from RefSeq and is marked validated. The transcript is spliced from 9 exons.